AUAACCAAAAAACAAAGAAACAAAUUAAAAGAGCAGUGAUGGGAUCCUCAAGAACGAUGGGAUUAGGGCACUGCAUGGUUUAUGUUGUGGUUCUAAGUGCCAUUGCGGCUACAGUGACAUCACACCCUUACUCAUCCCCGCAAGCACCACAAUACAAUACUCCAAGCCAUGAACACAAAUCACCUUACCCACCAAAAAAGUAUUCCCCAUACUACUCUGCAUCCCCACCACCUUCACCACAAUAUAGAAGACAAGGUCCUAAGUACACACCACAACCAAAACCAUACGUUUACAGUUCUCCACCCCCACCAACUUAUUACUCUCCUUCUCCCAAGGUUGACUACAAGUCUCCCCCACCUCCAUACAUCUACAGCUCACCACCUCCACCGUACUACUCUCCUUCUCCCAAGGUAGACUACAAGUCUCCCCCACUACCAUACGUCUACAGCUCACCACCUCCACCAUACUACUCUCCUUCUCCAAAGGUUGACUACAAGUCUCCCCCACCUCCAUACAUCUACAGCUCCCCCCCUCCACCAUACUACUCUCCUUCUCCAAAGGUAGACUACAAAUCUCCCCCACCACCUUACGUCUACAGCUCACCCCCGCCACCAUACUACUCUCCUUCUCCCAAGGUUGACUACAAAUCUCCCCCACCUCCAUACGUCUACGACUCACCACCUCCACCAUACUACUCUCCUUCUCCCAAGGUUGACUACAAAUCUCCCCCACCUCCAUACGUUUACAACUCACCACCUCCACCAUACUAUUCUCCUUCUCCAAAGGUUACCUACAAAUCUCCCCCACCACCAUACGUCUACAGCUCACCACCUCCACCAUACUACUCUCCUUCUCCCAAGGUUGCCUACAAAUCUCCCCCACCACCAUACGUCUACAGCUCACCACCCCCACCAUACUAUUCUCCUUCUCCCAAGGUCACCUACAAAUCUCCCCCACCACCAUAUGUCUACAGUUCACCACCUCCACCAUAUUACUCUCCUUCUCCAAAGGUCACGUACAAGUCUCCACCACCACCAUAUGUCUCAAAGACGCCAUACUAUUGAUUUUGAAUGGUUUCAUCAACAAUAAAUAUGAUUCUAAUAUUUUACUUUUUGUUUUUUUUUUCUUGCUUCUUAUGAUUUUGUUCCUUUGUUUUACUAUCUUUUUAUGUUUU
Molecule: messenger RNA, 1174 nt
Organism: Camelina sativa (false flax)
Lineage: Eukaryota; Viridiplantae; Streptophyta; Magnoliopsida; Brassicales; Brassicaceae
Biological process (GO): plant-type cell wall organization
Molecular function (GO): structural constituent of cell wall
Source: RefSeq, a predicted model, not a curated record